GCGGCGAACAAAAGCUAUAUCACUGUCCCACAGCAUAUUUCCCACCACCGCCCUCUACGCCGCCGGUUCCGUCGCACCGGAAACAUCAACAGUGAGAAAUUGUUCGAAUCAAACCCUAACAUUAUGAAGAAGCGUCAACGUGUUGCUCCUAUUUCCGAGUCUAUCUCGAAAAGGAAAAAGAAAGAAGAUAAAGGUACGAAAAAAAAGAAAGAAGGUAGAAGGGUGGAGAAAGAGACAAAUGUUGAGAUCAUUAAAUCUGUGAACUUGCUGGAGGAUGACCAUGAUGGAGAAGGGUCUGGCAUUGAUUCUCCUAUAAGCAAUGUUGUGGGAAGCUUGCAGCAAAAUUCUGAUGACAAUGAUUCUGGAUUAAUAGAAGUUUUUGAGACUGAAGAAGACAAUGAGUUUUCUCAUUCAGAUAAAGAGGAUAUUAGGACAAUUGGUGGAGCCACAUCUGAGGAUUCAGUGGAUUUGAGCUCUUUUGAUUUGCAUUUGCAACAUAAUUUAUCAAAAGAGGAGAUCGACAGCCAAAAGAACUUGAAAUUCAGCUGGGAUGUACCAGUUAUCGGUGCCUCAAAUUGCAAAUGGAGAGGAACUGGCGAAAAUAUCUUGAAGGAUUUUAAUAUCAACUCCUGUCCCGGUCUGAAGGAAAAGUUAUAUGAGCAUUGGAUGGAUGUCUCCAAGACAUCUGGAGGCAAGGAUAUUAAUUCACCAAAACAUAAGAUGUUUUUCUCCCUUUGCUGCAGCUACCGGGAUAUACUUCACUGUAACAAGAGACCAUUCUAUCUAAAAGGCCUUGAAGACACAAGCAUCAUGGAUGCAUACAUAAUGCAUUCUCUCAAUCACGUCUUCAGAACUAGAGAUUGUGUUAAAAAAAAAGAAUGAUUCCAAAUUGGCUAGGCUUGAAGAGGGUGCUGAUACUGAGAGAUUCCGAGAUCAAGGUUUUACACGUCCUAAGGUUUUAAUUUUGUUGCCAAUGGCAAGUAUUGCGUACCGUGUUGUAAAGAGGCUUAUACAACUUACACCUUCGGCUUACAAGGAACAUCAUUCUCAAGCUGAAAAGAUGCUGCUAUCAACAGGUUGAUUGGUACAGCAGGUUAGUAAAUUGAAACAGUUGUGGUGUUCAAGUAUGUUCCAAUAUUAUCAUAAGUUAUUAACACACAUGGAGGGAAACCCAUUUAAAAGUAAAACCUAACAUAAAUCAUGACUUUGAUGACAACUUCAUUAACACUUAGGUAUCUAUAACUGUAAAUGUGUUUGUAUUUAAACUUCAUUAACCAAAAAUUCAAUUUCAAAGUCAGAAAUUCAUGUUUUUGCUAGAGUGAACCGUAACUGAGAUAGUUUAUAUACUCUGAUCCUCUGUCACUUUCCCUCCUUAUCCUCUGGAUCCUCAUAGUCCGUCAUACUCUGCUCCUCCUCCAUACUCUGCUCUUGUCCGUUGACAUUUUCCUCAUCUUUCCCUACUCAUGUCUAGUGCUUAAAAGCCGCCUUUAAGCUAUAGAAUUUUACAACUUAAAUUAAUUCAUGUAAAUAUAGUGUAAUUAUCUGUAUGUAAAUAAUGAGUAGUCUUUGGCGGGUAUUUAGAAGCUGGAAAUGAAUUUUUAUUCUCAAUGCUUUUAAUUGUUUGCUCGUGUUCAAUUUGGAAAAUCCACUUCCAUUUUACGAAGUAAUUUGAGACAUCUUUAAGGAUUUCGUGGGAGCAAUCUAUAUAAACAUAAAGUUCAGAUCAUUAAUCUUUUAAAGUAUCGCAGAAUUUUCUGAAAGGCAUUAUCUUGGGACAUGAUAAUAAACUAUAGUUUUUCUUCCGGUAUUCCACUGAUCCAUAAAGCGUCCUAAAUCUUUUCUAAUCUCCAUAAAAGUAUAGCCUUCUGGAUUUCAUCCUCCUUCUGAAUCACUUUUGCUAAAUUGAAGAAAUAUCUUAGUCCUUUCACUAAUCCCUCUUUUAUUAUUUUGUCUUCAUUAGCCACAAAUUCUCUAAUUAAACUCAUCUUAUUUGAGCUUUCUUGAAUAACUUUUGGUAUUUUAAUCUGACGUAAUGUAAUGUUUUCAAUAUCGAACACAAAACACACUUGAGGUGUGAAGGGGAAAGAUUUAAUCAAUUUUUUCAGGAGCCAUCUAAUGUAUAAAUAUGUUUCCAAAUGAACUGGUAAAUCUACACAUCCUUUAGAAUACAAUGCUUCAACUGCUGCUCUUUGUAGAACACCAUCAUAUCGCUUUAGAUAACCGGAAAUUCUUGGAUUACAUGACUCCCUCCCAACGACUCCUGGUUGAUCUGUCAACACAAUUAAUUGAUUAAAUACAUUAAAUAUGACAUUAUAUUGCUAUAUUUUGUUCAACUUUAUACCUACCAAAACGAAUACGAUAAAUAAUGAUACCAGUUGUAUCCACUCUUGCAGUGAGAUUUUUGUGCAAAUUUUUUAUCAAAAGUAAAACAUUAGUCUAAAUUUAUUUAUGGAGAAGAGAUGCGAUUCAUUUUAAGAAAAAUACUAACAAUAAUCAAUUUUGCAAUCUCUUGUUUUUUUGUGUGUCUGAUAUUGUUCCGCAUUUCAACUGUGUAAUAUACUCUUCUCCUAACAAUUUACCAUGAAAUAAAAACAUAAUAUACCUAGUCAGUUGAUAAUGACGCGUACCUUAGGCCUGCUCAGGUUAUUUACAUUUUAUUUUCAUAGUCGAGCUAGUAGUGAACACAUUAAUGAAAAACAAUCAAUAAAUUCAGAUACAAGAUAAUCUAGAACAAAUCAAGGUUAUAAAUUGAACUGCAACUAGAAUAAUCAAUUAGCAUAUUCGUGCAACAAAUGGAGUUAGAGAUAUACCUUUAAAGUCAUGUAGAACGCGGCGAUUUCUGUUACGUUUUUGUCUACCUCCACUUUUGUGAUCGGUUAAUAUACAUCGUUCAAAUCCAAAUCAUAAAUCUUCACAAUUCUUUCGGUUAAUGGGUUGACUUGGUGGAACCCACAGUCAAUGACUCGAUCAGAAACAUCAUUUUUUUGUAUGAUGUAACAUUUGUUUUCUUUCUCGAGAUGUACACCAAAGUGUUUUUUGGUGUAUAUCUUGUAAAAGAAAACAAAUGCUACAUCAUAGAAAAAAAAUGAUGUUUUUGAUCGAGUUUUUGACUGUGGGUACCACCAAGUCAACCCAUUCAUCGAAAGAAUUGCGAAGGUUUACAAUUUGAGUUUGAACGAUGUAUAUCAACCGAUCACAAAAGUGGAGGUAGACAAAAACGUAACAGUGAUCCCCACAUCCUUCCUGACUCUAAAGGUAUAUCUCUUACUCCACUUGUUGCACGAAUAUGCUAAUUGAUGAUUCUAGUUGCAGUUGAUUUGUUCUAGAUUAUCUGGUAUCUGAAUUUAUUGAUUGUUUUUCAUUAAUGUGUUCACUACUAACUUGACUAUGAUAAUAACAUGUAAAUAACCUGUGUAGGCCUAAUGUCUGUGUCAUUAUCAACUGACUAGAUAUACUGUGUUUUUAUUUUACGGUAAAUUGCUUGGAGUAGAGUACAUUACACACUUGAAAUGCAGAACAAUAUCAGACAAAAAAAAAACAUGAGAUUGCAAAACUGAUUGCUAUUAGUAUUUUUUUUUAAAAUGAAUCGCAUCCCUUCAGUAUAAAUAAAAUUGGACUAAUGUUUUACUUUGUUAACAUUUUUGCAGAAAAAAUCUCACUGCAAGAGUGAAUAUAACCGGUAUCAUUGUUCAUCGCAUUCGUUUUGGUAGGUAUAAAGUUGGUUGAACAAAAUAUAGCAAUAUAUUGUCAUAUUUAAUGUAUUGAAUCAAUUAAUUGUGUUGACAAAACAACCAGGAGUCGUUGAGAGGGAGUCAUGCAAUCCAAGAAUUUCCGGUUAUCUAGAGCGAUGUGAUGGUGCUCUACAAAGAGGAGCAGUUGAAUUAUUGUAUUCUAAAGAAUGUGUUGAUUUACCAGUUCAUUUGGUAACAUAUUUAUACAUAAGAUGACUCCUGAAAAAUUGAUUAAACCUUUCACCUCCACACCCCAAGUAUGUUUUGUGUAGGAUAUUAGAAACAUUAGAUUACGUCAGAUUAAAAUACCAAAAGUUAUUCAUGAAAGCCCAAAUAUGAUGAGUUUAAUUAGAGAAUUUGUGGCUAAUGAAGAGAAAAUAAUAAAAGAGGGAUUAGUGAAAGGACUAAGAUAUUUCUUCAAUUUAGCAAAAGUGAUUCGGAAGGAGGAUGAAAUCCAGAAGGCUAUACUUCUAUGGGGAUUAGAAAAGAUUUAGGACACUUUAUGGAUCAGUGGAUUAUCGGAAGUAAAACUAUGGUUUAUUAUCAUGUCCCAAGAUAAUGUCUUUCAGAGGUCUGCGAUACUUUAAACAUAUUAAUGAUAUGAAUUUUAAGUUUAUACAUAUUGCUCCGACGAACUCCUUAACGAUAUCCCAAAUUACUUCGUAGAAUGGAAGUGAAUUUUUCAAGUUGAACACGAGCAAACAAUUAAAAGCAUUGAGAAUAAAAACUCAUUUCCUGCUUCUAGAUACCCGCCGAAGUCUCCAUACAUAACUAUGUUAUGUCAGAGGUAAUACUCAUUAUUUACACACAGAUAAUUACACUAUAUUUACAUGAAUUAAUUUAAGUUGUAAAACUCUACAGCUUGAAGGCGACUUUUAAGCACUGAACAUGAGCAGAGAAAGAUGAGAAAAAUGUCAAGGGACAAGAGCAGAGUAUGGAGGUGGAGAAGAGUAUGACGGACUGUGAGGAUAAUGAGGAAAGUGACAGAGGAUCCAGAGUAUUUAUUCUAUGCCCUGUACUCAGUUACGGUUCACUCUAGCAAAAACAUGAAUUUCUGACUUUGAAAUUGAGUUUUUGGUUAAUGAAGUUUAAAUACAAACUCAUUUACAGGUAUAGAUACCUCUAAGUGUUAAUGAAGUUGUCAUCAAAAUCAUGAUUUAUGUUAGAUUUUAGUUUUAAUUAGGUUUUGUGUUAAUAACUUAUGAUAUUAUACUGGAACAUACGUGAACACCACUAUUGUUUCAGUUUACUAGUCUGCUGUACUAAUCAACAUGUUGAAAGCAACAUCUUUUGAGCUUGAAGAUGAUGUUCCUGCUAACACAGUUGAAACAAAUGCGGUUAUUGAAUCAACCGCCCCAGAACUACACAUGGAGAUCCACAAAAGAAAAGCAUGUCGAUCCUGCCUAUGAUAUCUCUCUAUCCUCUAAUGGAUGCGCAGCAUGUCGAUCCUGCCUAUGUACCUGUCUGUUCAGAAUCUUGUUCUGGCAUAUUUGACUGGUUUGGGAUUCGGAAUCACUAGGGUUUAAAAUCAUUCGAUGAUGUUCCUGCCCAUUCAUAUCCGUCAAGCUGAUGGUAUUGGUGAUUCCUGGCAGCUGCUGCUUCCAAAUUCUGCUUCAUUUCUGUGGGAAGAUCUUGGUAGAAGACGUUCAUUGGAGCUCUUGGUAGAUACUGAACUACGAUAACGAUGAAAUUUCUAAUCAUCAACCUCUGCACGUAGCAGAUUGCGUGUUACAAUUGUAAAGGAAGAGAAAACCAAUAAGAGUUCUGAGCAGAAGACAUUCAUCAUCAGCGAAUGACUCUCAAAAGCAACAACUAAUUUUAGAUACAGACUGAGUUUCCUGAAUUUAGGGGAUCGAUUAUGCUAAUGUUCUUGACAAUAAUGGCCUCCCUCUCUAUGACUAAUGGAAGAAAAAAUAUUGAUUGGGCUUUCCUUC
Medicago truncatula (barrel medic) is the source of this 5665-nucleotide messenger RNA. RefSeq lists its product as uncharacterized. Lineage: Eukaryota; Viridiplantae; Streptophyta; Magnoliopsida; Fabales; Fabaceae. Gene Ontology annotation, biological process: maturation of SSU-rRNA from tricistronic rRNA transcript (SSU-rRNA, 5.8S rRNA, LSU-rRNA). The record is from RefSeq and is a predicted model, not a curated record. The transcript has 13 exons. Gene Ontology annotation, cellular component: nucleolus; small-subunit processome. The coding region runs from base 124 to 882 and encodes 252 amino acids. Gene Ontology annotation, molecular function: rRNA binding; U3 snoRNA binding.